UACGCACGAGACGCGCGGCACCGCGACUCCGCGGACCGACACGUGGAGCGCGCCCGACAAGUGGACACGUGCUUGUGUGUGCGCGCGCCCGCACGCGAGGAUACGCCAAGUGCCGGCGAGGAGUCGACCGGAGGAUGUGGCGCGUAGUGCUCGCCCGGCCCGAGGAUAGCGGCACUCUGCUAUCCUCGGAGUUGACCGCUCCACCGCCGCCGCCACCGCCUUCCCUCGCACCACCUACUUUGCCCCCGCACCAUCAGCAUCAUCCGCAUCAGCAGCACCUCUGGCCGCCCCAGCAACACUACGGACCACUGCAGUCCCUCGGCUACGGGCAUGAGCCCGCCCCGGAACCCCAGCAAGGCCAGGAUGGAGCCCAACAGCAGCAGCAACAGCAGCAACAGCAACAACAGCAACAACAGCAACAAAGAAGCCUUAAGCGGCCGAUGAGUGACUCCGAUUGCGACGACGUCUUCUCUGAGGAAAGCGGCAAAGAGCCGUGCAACUCGCCGGGCGCCGAUUCGUGCCAGCACACGUCGCGCAAGCGGCGUCGAGGCAUGAUCGAGAAAAAGAGGCGCGACCGGAUCAACGCCUCCCUGGGCGAACUCCGGAGGCUGGUACCCGCGGCAGCUCGCGACCCCCACAGUGGCAAGCUGGAGAAGGCCGAGAUUCUCCAACUGACGGUCGAGCAUCUCAGAUCACUCAGGAAUAAAGGGGCCGAAGGCUAUGACAGCACGAAGCUCGCGAUGGAUUACCACGCGGUCGGCUGGGGCGAGUGCGCGGCCGAAGUCGGACGCUACCUCGUGACCAUGGAGGGUCUUGACGAGCGGGAUCCACUCAGGCUGAGGCUUCUCUCGCACCUUCAGAGCUUCCACCGCGAGCCUCACCAACAGCAGCCUAGCUACGAUCACCAUCAUCACCAGCAACAGCAGCAGCAGCAGCAGCAGCAGCAGCACCAACAGCACCAACAGCACCAACAGCACCAGCCCGCUCCGACACCGGUGCCACCGCCACCUCCCCCGCCGCCCCUCACCUGGCCGCCGGCCCAGUAUCCUGGCCACGGACAAUACCCGGGCCAAUACGGACCCCAACAGCAGCACGGCAAACCUUAUAGGCCCUGGGGUGCCGAGCUCGCCUACUAGCGAGGCCCCGAGACCCGAUCCCCCAAUGCCCGGAUUACUAAACCAAAUAUUCAUGUGCGACCGGCUUCGGUUGUGAUAACGCAGCAUAGUCAUACCUGUACCUUAUAAGAGUGAUAUACCAAACUAUUUAUUUUACCCUGGCUAGGUCCAAAUUUAUUGUAUAGUGUAUAUA
Ceratosolen solmsi marchali is the source of this 1308-nucleotide messenger RNA. It is a transcript of the gene Hey, whose product is annotated as Hairy/E(spl)-related with YRPW motif. The transcript is spliced from 3 exons. Gene Ontology annotation, biological process: regulation of DNA-templated transcription. Lineage: Eukaryota; Metazoa; Arthropoda; Insecta; Hymenoptera; Agaonidae. The record is from RefSeq and is a predicted model, not a curated record. Bases 135 to 1136 code for a protein of 333 amino acids. Gene Ontology annotation, molecular function: protein dimerization activity; DNA binding.